Molecule: messenger RNA, 945 nt
Organism: Paramuricea clavata
Lineage: Eukaryota; Metazoa; Cnidaria; Anthozoa; Malacalcyonacea; Plexauridae
Source: the annotation of a GenBank genome assembly
AUGAACGUUACCGAUAAACUGACAGGUCGUGAAAUAAAAGUACGCGGCGGUACAUUCUACGAUGGUAAAGAUUAUGGUGCGGUAACUCGCGGAAAACAUGUCAUUCACUAUUAUACGCUAAAACGAUAUUUAUUAUUUGAACGUUUUGAACAAGUGUCAAAUAACAGGAUUGUAAUCCCCGUGUCGAAUUCGACAGUUAAAACACCGUUACCCCAUUGUUUAUUAACCGUACGAAAUGUUGCAGAUUUAGCGGAUAAUGUAAAAUUUAUUUUUGAACGUACAGCGGGAUAUACGACGGAUAUUUUUGCUUUAGCAGCCAAUGUUCAAAAUCGGUCAAAAUUAAGUAUUAUUUUAAAUAUAUAUGAUGAGAUAUAAAAAACUAAUCAUUUACGAUGGAGCAGGCAGACUAUGUGAAGCUAUUAAAAGGAGGCGGUAUACGUUAUAAGGGGACAAGUUUGUAUAUGUUACCGGGUAAAGCAUCAACAGUUGAAGAACGUGCUGCCGGUAAAAUUUGUGCACCGCCACAAUUAAACCCGUCCUACGCUACAAACCCAAAAAUACAAAGGGUGGGUAAAAUAACAGCGAGUGCCCCUAAACAACAGCCGACACAACAACAACAAUAUCCGGCGGAAAUUUUAAAAUUAAUCUAUGGGUAGUAAACGAAGAAUAGCUAAUAAAAAGGGUCGAAAAGUUCAAAAGGGGAAAAAAAUUCAACAAGGUGGUUUUGGACCCGCUGCAGGAAUAGCGUUGGGAAUGGCCUUACCCAUGCUAUUAAAUACGGGUACAAGUGUAGUGGGUAGUAUUUUUGGUAAAAAACCCGCUCAAAAACCUGUACAAAGUAUGAAUCAAGGAGGUAAUAGACCGCCGCCCUCAUGGAUGUAUGAUAGACCGAGACCCCGACGUUCCAGACGACGUCCAAGAUAUUUAUACGACGACGAUUAUUAA